This is a messenger RNA of Mycotypha africana, 1078 nucleotides long. RefSeq lists its product as uncharacterized. Bases 38 to 1078 code for a protein of 346 amino acids. The transcript has 7 exons. Lineage: Eukaryota; Fungi; Mucoromycota; Mucoromycetes; Mucorales; Mycotyphaceae. The record is from RefSeq and is a predicted model, not a curated record. Gene Ontology annotation, molecular function: protein binding; phosphatidylinositol binding.
CUUCUUGUAUUUUAUUCUUUCUAUAAAAUAUAUAAAGAUGGUCAAGAGAAGUCCUAAAGAACUAAAAGCCGAUAUCGAACGUGCUACUCAGAUCCUUGAGUUAUUCACUGAUCCCAGUCAAGGUCGGGAUGUCAAGAUGCUCAUUCCUUCGAAUGUCUUGGCCAAUGCUCAUGGUAUUGUCUUUAUUCGUCUUUACAGAGUGGGUUUGAUGUUGUCAGCCAAGAGUGGAUCGGGUAUCAUUAUUGCAAGGCUUCCUGAUGGCCGUUGGUCGGCGCCGUCGGGAGUAUCUAUGUCCUCUUUGGGCUUUGGUCAUCAAGCAGGUGGUGAAAUCAUCGACUCGAUCAUUGUCAUGAAUUACCGUGCUGCCGUGAAAGCUUUUUUUGACUCGGGCGGACAGCUUCAACUCGGCGUGGGGGCUUCGAUUGCGGCUGGGCCUUUUGGCCGUGCAGCGGAUGUCUCUGCCGCAGCCUCUACGGAAAGAUACAUAGCAGCGACGUACGCCUACAGUGCAUCCAAGGGGCUUUAUUUGGGUUAUUCCUUUGAAGGAUCGAAAAUUUCUGAACGCGUCCAUACCAAUGCCGCUUAUUAUGGUCGUCCGAUAGCCGCCAAAGAGAUCUUGACAGGCAUGGUACCACCGGUGGCUGAUGCCGCUCGACUGUAUGACAUGUUGACGCGGCUGGGAGCAGGACCUCGACCGGGUCUGCCCUUCAGUCCCAAGAGCUCUCAAACAACCAAGGGACAACAAUUUAUUCAAAACCAACAUCAGUUACAACAGCAGACGUCUUUGUCUGCUGCUGCUUCUGCUUCUGCUUCUACUCCUACUUCUGCAAUGCCAUUAGCACAGAAUCAUCAAGGAUUCGAAGAGCCUCCACCCCCUUAUACCUUAGAAGAGACAGAAUUAGCAGUGGUGGUAGCCAAAUAUGAUUACAGGGCAAGCCAACCGGGAGAUAUCUCGUUUCAAGCGGGUGAUCACAUUGUUGUCACAAAGCGUUUAGAAAGUAGAGACGCUUGGUGGGAAGGUGAAAUAGGUGACAAGAAAGGAUAUUUCCCUGCCAAUUACACUCAAGAUUUAGAUUAA